UUAAGGAAUUGCCAGAUGAAAAAAGCAUGCAGUAGCUCACAUUUCCAUGCUUGUGGUUAUUAAUGUGUGCAAUUUCUUUUAAGGAAGCAAUUUAUUUCCUCUGCUUAUUUUGCAACUGAGAAAUAGAGUAUUUAUACAAACGCUGACUGUAAACUAAAGCAGAUGUAAGACUCAUCCAAACCAGAUACGAAAAGUCUGUUUUCAGAGCAAGACAGAAUUAUUUAAGCAUAUAUUCGCCAUGACUGAAGAAACUACUGAAGUAAUUUAUGAGGAUGGAGCCAUUCCAUGUGAUAAAACGGACAUCAAGAUACUUGGAAAAAUCUUCCUGCCUGUAUUGUAUGGCCUGGUGUUCAGCAUUGGGUUGGUAGGAAAUUUUCUCGUGGUUCUUACCAUUCUGAAAGCCAGACACCAAAAGAGCAUCACUGAUAUUUUUUUCCUGAAUUUGGCCAUCUCUGAUCUUCUUUUUGUGAUCUCUCUUCCUUUUUGGGCUUCUUAUAUUAUACGUGAUUGGACACUUGGGAACUUCACAUGCAAAAUGGUUUCCUCUUUCUAUUCUGUGGGCUACUUCAGCGGCAUGUUUUUCAUCACCAUCAUAAGCAUUGACAGAUACCUGGCUAUUGUUCGGGCAACAUGUAUUAUGAAAUCGAGGACAGUCACCUAUGGGCAUCUUAUUAGUAUAUCAAUAUGGGCCCUAGCAGUUUUCUUUGCAAGCCCCCAUUUUAUAUUCAUGCAAGAGUCAGACCGAAAGUGUACUUCAUCGUAUCCAGAACAUCUUAAUAUAAUAUGGCCUGUUUUCAGCUACUUGGAAAUGAACGUCAUUGGAUUUCUUCUCCCAAUAUGCAUCAUGAGCUACUGCUAUCUGCAGAUCAUCAGAACAUUGCUGUCCUGCAAAAACCAGUGCAAACAAAAAGCUAUGAAAGUGAUUUCACUUGUGGUAAUCGUAUUUUUUCUCUUCUGGACUCCAUAUCACUUAUCACUUUUUCUGCAAGUGCUACAGUACUUUGAAGUCUUCAAAGACUGCGGUUCCUUAAGGUCUCUGGAUUACACUGUACAUGUGACUGAGACAGUAGCUUCCAGCCACUGCUGUCUUAAUCCAAUCAUCUAUGUAUUUGCUGGUGAAAAAUUCAGAAAGUACUUUUCCCACUUGGUUCUCAGGUGCAUUUCAUUCACAUGUGCCUGUGGGUGUUGUGGCAAAUGUAGCAGUGGAGUGCCUACUGCUAUUCCAGAUUGUACUAUGACCAGCAAUCACACCCAGAAUACAAGUGACCGAGAAAUGUCCCUCCUUCUUUGAUUGCUAAUAGUUCAAUAGUAUUGAAUACUGUGGCAUGUUGAAUACUGAACUGUUUUAUCCAGACUAUUCAUAGUCUUCAGGUUCUCAUAUUCCUAGCACAACAAAUUUUGUGUACCAUAGU
Messenger RNA from Notechis scutatus (mainland tiger snake), 1412 nucleotides. It is a transcript of the gene CX3CR1, whose product is annotated as C-X3-C motif chemokine receptor 1. NCBI's taxonomy places the organism in Eukaryota, Metazoa, Chordata, Lepidosauria, Squamata, Elapidae. Gene Ontology annotation, biological process: cell chemotaxis; calcium-mediated signaling; immune response. Gene Ontology annotation, molecular function: C-C chemokine receptor activity; C-C chemokine binding. The record is from RefSeq and is a predicted model, not a curated record. Gene Ontology annotation, cellular component: external side of plasma membrane; membrane.